Molecule: messenger RNA, 1128 nt
Organism: Mercenaria mercenaria
Lineage: Eukaryota; Metazoa; Mollusca; Bivalvia; Venerida; Veneridae
Exons: 1
Coding region: 1-1128 (375 amino acids)
Source: RefSeq, a predicted model, not a curated record
AUGGGUGACAAAAGUGACAAUAAUGGUUUUAGCACACCCGAAACCAGUAAAAAGCGGACAAUUGACGAAACAGUAAGUCCUACUGAUUGUCCUGCCGGUGAACAUGUCAAUGCCCCAGAGGCCGUCAGGCGGAAGGAAUCGUUUUCUCCUUUGGCAGCUAAUUCAGAAAUGCAAUGCAUAACUCAUGACCUCACAGAUCUUGUUAAAUCUGCAAUAUGUAGCCCUGAAGUCAUGGAAGCUAUCUGUGCUGCUGUAGUACCAAACUUAUCUGUUAUGUUCACAACUAUGUUAAAACCUCUGAACGAUAAAAUGGAUGCACAAAAUAAAACCCUAUCCACUAUGAGUGAUAAACUACUAUCCCAGAAUAAUGAAAUCAAGCAGUUGAAAGCUCAAAACACUAAAUUACGUUCAGCUCUUGCUGAUGCUGACCAAGACAUUGAUGCUUUAGAGUGCAGACUUGAUGAUAUGGAACAGUACAGCAGGAGAACGUCAUUAAGGUUCCACAAUGUAAGUGUUAAAUAUAAACCUAUACGUGAUUCUAAUACACAGACAAUAUCUGAAUCCACAAGCAAUGCCACUGGUAGUAUUCAGACCUCUGAUUCCAUCCAACAAAAGAACGAUUCUAGCAAUUCCAUCAAUCAUUUAGAUUAUGACAAAAUUGUUGUUGAUUUAUGCAACAACGUGAUGAAUGUUAAUCCUCCUAUAACAGAAGCUGAUAUAGAAAGGUCACAUCCAAUAGGCGCUGCUCGAAAUGGCCAUUUCCAAUUACUGUGCAAAUUUAAAGAUUGGAAGUUGAAAAACCGUGUUUUUCAACACAAGAAGAACUUUAAAACUCAUCGGUCAGACGUUUUUAAAGUCUUUGUAACAGAAGACCUCACACGCAAACGCCAGAUGUUAGUUAAACAAUUGGAAGCGGCCCGCAAAGACAAAAUGAUAGACAGCCAUUGGACCUACGAUGGGAGGAUACUGUUCAAACGAACAUCCAACAGCAAAGUUUCACAGGUCAGACACAUAAAAGACCUAAAUGAUAUUCUGACUGAGUUGUCUACCGGAUCAGACAACCCAUGGAACAAUCAAAACAGUUCAGAAGCAUCUUCUGAUGCACUUUUGAACCCCUGGAAAAAGUGA